Molecule: messenger RNA, 917 nt
Organism: Cucurbita pepo subsp. pepo (vegetable marrow)
Lineage: Eukaryota; Viridiplantae; Streptophyta; Magnoliopsida; Cucurbitales; Cucurbitaceae
Source: RefSeq, a predicted model, not a curated record
CUCUCUCCCUUUAUUUCCAUUUUCCAUAAUUUCUUGUUCGUUGAUUCAAUGAUUUUUCCACAUUUUGGCUUUUCGGUAUGCUCCUUCUCAUACUUUUAUUGGUGUUCCUGUUCUUGUUGUUGUUCUUAAUCCUGUUCCUGUAUUAUUGAAUCCCUUUUGCUUGAAAUCUUCUCUCUGAUCCUUUAUGUUAUCUUAUAUAUUUGAUCGCGAACCCCCUUUUGAUUAUUGAUCUUUUUCUUUAGGUUUCUAGGUCACCAUUGAAAUCAUUAUAGUCUAGGUGUUUGAUUUAAUGCUUGGGGCUUGAUGGUUGUGUAGGAGAAGAGGCGUCUUGAGCUCAAUCUUCUUGAUCAAUGGCUGAACUAUUGGGGCCACGUUUGUAUAGCUGCUGUAAUUGUAGAAACCAUGUUGCCCUCCAUGAUGAUAUAAUUUCUAAAGCUUUUCAGGGAAGACAUGGGCGUGCUUUUCUGUUCUCUCAUGCUAUGAACAUCACAGUGGGACCAAAAGAAGACCGGCAUCUCAUGACGGGUCUCCACACUGUUGCUGAUGUGCAUUGUGUUGACUGCCGUGAGGUGCUGGGGUGGAAGUAUGAGAGGGCCUAUGAGGCAUCACAGAAGUAUAAAGAAGGAAAGUUCAUUCUUGAAAAAUCAAAAAUCGUUCGGGACAACUGGUAGCGUCCUGUGGAUCUUGUUGAAUGCAUUGAUUCUUAUUUUGAUGUAAGUUUAUUGAUUCUUCGUGAUGUUAUCUUGUAUAUAAAGUCAUCAUCGUUCUUGUUCUUGUUCUUGUUCUUGUUUCCUGUUUCCUGUUUCCUGUUGCUCUUGUAUAUAGUAUAUAUCUGUGUAAGCUCUGAACAUGACUGGAUAUCAUUGUAUCUUCAAUGCUCACCAUCUGUGUUAAUGAAAUUGUGGUGCUUAAAGUAA